AUGCCUGAGAUGCUGGAGCCUGCAGUAUACCAUCCUGCGACCUUCGGCCCCAUGGCCAACUCUCAUCAAGCCAUGUCUCCGCUGGAUCAGAGACAGGCACUUAAUGCCACCGACGACGAGUCCUCAAUUCCCACCUACUACUUCGGCGCAAGAUAUUCGACCUCGUCGAUAUACCUACCCAGUCCCGCGUCACCAGCCAGCAUUGACGACGACUUCCCUACCCCCAAGGCACGCUUAUUCGAUAUGACCCCGCAGCCGUCGCCGCGCUUUCCUGUUCACUCGGCUACCUAUCCCCCAGUAGACCGGGCGAGUCGUGCUGACAGCGACUUCGAUUCCCUCUACGACAUCACCGACGAUGAGACUGAGGUGCCUCUCCAUGCAUCCGCAUCAGUCAAGAAGCUUGCGACCCAGCCUAGACAGAGACGCUACCCAUCCAUCGUCAUCCCUUCGCCUUCCGCAUGGCCAACCAUUGAGAAGUUGAAGAGUGCAAACUCGGCGAUGCCCGUUACUCCAUCGUUGCUACUGACCCCAUCGCGUCGCUUCCUUGAGAUGAUCGACUCUCACAACCUGCAUGUGCCCGAGCACUCAGCAGCCCCGUCCCUGGACGGCAGCCUCACAUCAGAAGAGAUGGACAAACUCAGUUGCCCUGCCACCCCAGUCUCGCAACGUAGACGCGGAUCCAUGUCCAGUGUUGACUCGUGGGGACCUGUGCAAUUGGACCUACAAGCUAUGGAGACUCUUCAGCAUCUCGGAAACUCGCCAUCUGCUGAGCAGUACGAGGAACCAGAGCAACAGGAGUUUCAAGUGGUUGAGGCUAGAGGCGAGAUGCAAGAAGUCUCCCGACCAAGUCUCGGCUUAAGCAUCCCUUCAACAGUGUUCGGAAACGGUUCCUCUGGUAGCACACCAAUUUCCGCGCUCUCUGUCCCUUCUCCCGGUGGUUUCUUCUCAUCGCUUCAAUCGACUGCUCGUCACACCUGGAGUAUCCCCAAGCGCGAUGAGUCAAUCCCAAACACUUCAACUGCUGAAAGGUUUUACAACCUUCCAUGGCAGAAGGAGAACCGAAGGAACACUUCCCCACACCCCGUGCCAGCUGUACCAGCUGUGCCAGUUCUCCCGGUACGAAACUCGACUCUUGCCGGGUCCACUCUCGAUGGACACGAUGAGCCUCUGGCGACAUCGCGCCCAGUCCUGCUUAGCAGCCCAACCGAUGAGAACGUGGAGAUCAAGGAGAUCAACCCUAGCAAGACCAUUUUUCAGUAUGACGAGAACUACAACGCCGGACUUCAAAAGGUGUCUACUGCUAACCUCGAGAUGACCGGCCGAUGGUUGGAGGAACAAGAUGAGCUACAGGCCGCUCUUCGUGACAUGAGCGACAUUACCUCUCCCAGCCUCUCCAGCGGAACCCACAGCCGCGGCAACUCGAUCGAGAAGACUGUGGUCAAGAAGUCGGUCAAGUUCGCGGAUGAGCCGGCCAAGUCUCCAGUCAAGGAGUCGGCGGAUGAGCCCAUCACCACCUACGUCCAAGGCCUUGAGUACCUUCACUCUCGGUGCCAAAAGAAGGAUACGUUCAUCCACCGCCAGACUCGCGCUGAGGCUUUGCACGUACAGCGACGCUGCAAUCCUCUCGCGCAUCGCGAUCAGCUCCUGGGAAAGUUCGAGCUUUGCCAGCCAGAGCGCCCAGCGCCACCGCGACCUGUGUCUGAGUUCUUCGUCAAUGACCCAACUGUACUAAAGGAGAGAAUUGCGCGCGCACAGACGGAGCGUCAAGCGCUCGACCAGAUGCUGCCCGUCCACUGGGUCUUGCAAGCUCAGAAGCAACUCAACGGUGGCAAGCUUCUCAGCAAACCUGCCGUGCGAUGCAUCACACGCGCUACUGCUCCACGCAUCCUCGACGUUGGUGGUGUCGCUACCAACGAUUGGGCGUGGGAUGUUGCCUACGACUACCCAUACGCUACAGUGACUACUGUCUACACUGCGGGUAACAACAUGUCAUCCAACGUCAAGGGCCCCGACAACCACAAGCACCUUACCGUUCCCAACCUGUGGACUCUUCCCUUCCCAUCUGGCCACUUUGACGUCGUUUCGGCACGCACACUUUACGAGCUCCUCAAGACAAGCAAGCCUGUCGGCAAGUCAUCAGACGAGUACGACCUGUGCUUGAAGGAGUGCUACCGCUGCCUCAAGCCCGGUGGUAUUCUUGACUUCAGCGUCAUGGAUGCCGAUGUUGUCCAUGCUGGCCGCAACGCUCAGGCCAUGGGUGUCGAGUUCGGCUUCAACCUGAAGACCCGCGGCUACGAUGCGCAGCCUACCAAGACAUUCCUCCCGCGCGUCUCCAAGGCGGGCUUCAAGGACGUUCAAAGGGCGUGGAUGCUUCUUCCCAUGGGAAAGACGGCAGCGAACUGGAAGGACACACUUGCCGUUGGCGCCGAGCCAAAGCACCAAGAGCGUCGCAUCACAGAAGACGGCGAGAUCGAGCUCGAGGACGCGCCAGUCUUUGGUACCACCAUGGAUGCGGCGAUGUUGACAGGCGUAGUUGGAAGCUGGGCAUGGGAGAGGUGGCUGCUCAGGUUGCAAAUGGAGAUGGGCAAGGAUGAGGAGAAGCUAUUGGAGGGAGUUGUCAAUGUGCUAGAGGAGGGUGCACAAGGCCACGCUGGAUGGAGGACUUUGUCCGGCUGGGCGAGGAAGUAA
Molecule: messenger RNA, 2688 nt
Organism: Alternaria incomplexa
Lineage: Eukaryota; Fungi; Ascomycota; Dothideomycetes; Pleosporales; Pleosporaceae
Exons: 1
Coding region: 1-2688 (895 amino acids)
Molecular function (GO): S-adenosylmethionine-dependent methyltransferase activity
Source: RefSeq, a predicted model, not a curated record